CAAUUCGUCUGGGCGCUAAACAUUAAAUUUUUUUCUUAUCUUUAGUAGUUAACGCACCGUCUUUUACGUGAAUUACCAUUUUUAAAUUUUUAAUAUUGACUCUAUAUUAUUAUUAAUAGGUAGAAGUAUUGUAAUUUUUUUAAAAAUCUUUACAAAUUUUUAUGGCUGUAAUAACGAAAUUUAAGAUGUUUGUUGAUAUAAAGAACAUACAUUGCUAUUGAUAUUUGCUAUAAAUGAGAGUUAAAAAUCGUAAAAUGUCUAGAAGAAGUUUUAGUUCAGUUCUAACUGAUAAGAAUCAAAAUGAAUAUGCAAAUCAAGAAAGACAUUCUAUGGAUUCGGAUUCUUUAGCAGAAAUGGAUGUCUUAUUAGUUAGUCAAGAUCAUUUUAAAGAUGUUGAAAUUGAAAGUACCUCUAUGUUAAUGUGCAAAUCUAGAAAACAUAGUUCUGAGUUUGAAAGGGAAAAUUUUUAUCUUAAAGAACCUCAAUCUGAAAAGGCAAAAUUUGGAAAUGUUAGAGAUGACGCCGUUUUAUUUAGAAGACAUCAAUCACCUCAACCUACUGGUAUAGAUUAUUUUUCGGUGCUCUCUGACGAAAUUAUAUUGCACAUUUUUAAGCUGUUACCUAAACCAGUUUUGGUAAAAUGUUCUUCUGUGUGUAAACGUUGGCAAGAAUUAAGCUAUGAUGAGACUUUAUGGAAAAGACAUGACUUUGGAAGAAAGGUUGUAAGGUCAGGGACUUUGGAAAUACUCUUGAAACGAAGAGUUUUAGUUUUGAGACUAGCAAUGGCAGAGAUUCGUCCUCCUGUAUUUACUGAUGCUUACCUUAAUAUUUAUCCUUGGCGAUGCAAUCUCCAAUACUUAGAUUUGAGCAUGGCAAUGGUUUCAACACAGUGUUUAUCUGAUUUACUUUCAAAAUGCUGCUCCUUGAAAAAAUUGAGUGUUGAACACUGCACUUUGAAUGAAGAAUGUUGCAUUAGCAUUGCUGAAAACAAUGAACUUGAAACGUUAAAUACAACUAUGUGUGAAGGUUUUACACCCGCUGGCUUGCAAGCAAUUAGUCUCUGCUGUAAAAAUUUGAAAGAAUGGAGUUUAGCUUGGACAAAACUUAGUGAGGAUUGCAUGGAUGCUUUUUUGCAUUGCUUACCAACAAAUUUACAGCGAUUCAACAUAAGUGGUCACAGAGAAACUCUAACUGAUGCUGCUCUGAUCAAAGUUGUUAAAAGGUGCCGUAAUUUAAAGGAAUUAGAUAUAAGUGACUGCUCACUACUUAGUCAUAUUUCAUUUGAGGUCUUAGUCAAGUAUUGCCAACACCUGCAGCAUCUUCAUACUAGUCGUUCUUAUAACAUUCCCACAGAAUCAAAUAGACUUCUCAAAAGUUUAAAGCAGUUCAAAAAUUUAGAAAUUUUUCAAACACUUACUGAUGGAGCUUUAGCUGCUUUACGGGCAUAUUUACCUAACAUUGCAAUAAAUAAACAUAUGUUUUCAACCAUCGCAAGACCAACAGUUGGAAUCAGGAGAUCAAGUGUUUGGGAAAUUCCAACAAGAGACUAGUGACAGUGACUGUUUGUAUGCGCAAUUGUACAGUCAUUUAUUGAAUGGAGGUGCUGUUUCAUAAUAGUUUACAAUUGAAAAGUUAGUCUGUACAUCAGUUUUCCUAUUUGAAAUUCAAGUCAUAUUUUGUAUCAAGUCAUUUUUUAAAUCAUAUUUUUAAAGUCAUUUCUCAUAUAAAUAUUUAUAAUAUAAAAACUAAAUGUGCCUUAAAUAUCUGUGAUAGUUUAAUAACUGUCUGUUUGCUCAAUUUCAAAACUGCCUUUUUUUUCCCCCUUUCAGUAUAUAUAUAUUUUUUUACUUAUCCGACUUAAUGUUUUAAGAAUUUUUUAUUUUCAUCUUGGCUUUGUGUUUAAGGCAGAACGUCACUAUAUUUGUAUCUGAUUCCACUUCAAGUACUAAAAAUAAUAUUCUAGUAAGGUAUGAUAAAAUUAUUAAAAUAUUAAUUAAGGUUGACUCCAGCACAUGUUAGUCAUAUUUUGUAGCAACUUAGUGUAUUUUUAUUUUUGUUUAGUACUUAUGUAUUUCUGUUAGUUGGUAAGGAUUAUCAAUCCAUUGUUUAACAUUAAGAGAGCUUUUUACGAACUACUUUAACUAGAGAAAACUUUAAAAACCAAAAUUUCAAUCUUGGUUCACUACUAGUAUUGAAUUAGAACAAAAACAAACCACCCUUUCUAUUAUAGUAAACUAUACAACUACUUACUAUUAUAAAUUAUACUACUACCAAUGCCACCAGCCUCUUUGAAUUUAUGUACAAUUUUUGUACAAUAUAUUGUAAGUAUCCAUAAGAAUCAGGUUUUUUUUUUUAACUCAAAUAAUUUGAUAGACAUCAGAAUUUCAAAUAACUGAGUAAUAUCUUAAGACGUUUGUUUAAUUCAAUUAUCUGUUUGAAGAGUUUGUUUGAAUUUUGGUGGCAGAUCAAUAAAAGUGAAUUAUUAUAGCAAUUCAAAAAUUUUAAAUUUUUAUCUUUUUCAGAUUAAAGUUUCAAUGACUUAAGUUACAUAAAUAUUUUAUAGUAAAGUUUGCAUAUUUUAUUGUUUUAUAGCCUUUUGUAUCUUAUUUAUAUAAAGUUAAGUCAUAAGUACUUAAUUACUUAUUCUUAUACACACCUUUCUCACAAAAAUAAAUAGUGUAUUUCCAUUAGUAAUUUUGUCUACCCCUGUCUUGUUGCAUUUUAAAAUAAGACUUUUAGUUUGUAUUGUGCUGUAUGUUUCUCAGUAAUUUUAUUAGAUGAAAAUUGAUAAAUUAUUUUACAGUAUCUUUGUUGUGGUCACGUAGUUGUGUUUUAAAAUUCAUUGCUGUGAUUAACAUCAUAAUUUCAUAUUUACAUUGUUAAUGUGCAAAGACCUGGCGACUGAAUUAAUUAAUUCAAAUAAUAUAUCUAAUUCAAUUCGGAAAUAAUUCAAAUUUAAAAACUUUUAGCUCUAUUAUUCAGUAUUUAUUUUUUUUAAAUUGAUGAUUAAAUUAUUUUAUAAUUAAAGAUUGCAGGGGUAUUGUGCGCUGAUUAUGAGACUCUAUUUUUUAAGAAAAAUGUUUUAUUCUAGUUCAUGUAAAAGAAGCUAACUUUGUAGUUUUUCUGCAAAUUUAUUGUAUUAUUAAUUUUCUAAAGUUUUCUGAAUUUUAAACAAUUUAAAAAAAAUAUUUCGACCGAAAUGUUCAUUUUAUAAGUAAAUAGAUAUUGUUUUUAAAAAUUUAAAAUAAACUGUUAAAAUGUGUAUAAAAACAAGAAGAAAAAAAACUUAUGUUCCACAUAAGGUUUUGAUUCAAUACUUCUGGUGAAAUGAUACAAAUAUCAAAACGAAGUUUUUUAAAUAGGCUUGUAUAAAGUAUGUUUGGGGAGAGCUGAGGGGGGGAAAACCUUUACCUUUAAAGUGAAAAAUAUUAAUAUUAAGCAAUGACCAUUGAAAUUUUUAUUAUACUGAUAAAAAGGCCACUCCCUUUACCUUUAAAGUGAUAAAUAUUGUAAUAUAAAGCAAUGACCAUUGACAUUUUAUAUUAUACUGAUAAAAAGGCCACUCCCUUUACCUUUAAAGUGAUAAAUAUUAUAAUAUAAAGCAAUGACCAUUGAAAGUUUAAUUAUACUGAUAAAAAGGCCACUCCCUUUAAUUUUUAAGUGAAAAAUAUUGUAACUUGGUUAGCAAUGAACUGAUGUUUAUAGAACAAAUGGUAUCUAAAAAUUUAUUUAAAAGACUAAAACUGGUUUUUUUUUUUUUUUUUUUGAGAAUUUGAUUAAAAAGCAGCUGAGUUAAUGACAAUGAUUUUAUUAAUGAUUAUCGUUGUAUACUUAAUUAGAUAUUGAAAUUAAAAUAAUUGUGUGAAUAAAACAUAGGAUGGGUAAGCAAAUUUCAAAUUCUAGCUAUAAUCAUUAUAAAAAAUUUCCAAUCUUAUUUUUAGAAUCUGUAUUAUUGUAUUUGUAUUAAACUUAAAAUGUACCUAAAUAUACUUGAGUGUAAGUUCUUUUGGUAAAUUUUUAAAAGGAUCAAAUGAUAGUUUAGGGAAAGAUGAAAUGUGAAAAAUAUUCUCACUUCAUUUCCCUCUUUAAAUAUUUACCUCAACAUCCAACAUUCCUUUUUUCAACCUCAUCUUUACUUUUUUUUCUUUUCUUCAAAAAACGAAAUUUAUCGAUAUAUAUAUAUGUAAGUACUUAUAAUCAUUUAUGUUUUUAUUGGUUGAUUAUAAAAAUACUGUAACAAAUACCUUGCAUAUUAGAAAGUUUUCAGGUCUUUGUAUAUUUGAAAUAUUGUAUUUGUUUGAUUAAUUCAAUUUCUGUAUUAAAUGUUAACUAUUUUUAAUAAAGUAAUCUGUGAUAAGUGUACUCUUUCAACAGUUAGCUAACUAAACUAUGUGAAUAAUAAAUAAAUAGUAAAAUUUCACUAAAUUCUCCCAUAGAUGAAACUAUAUUCUUAAGGGAAUUUUUAAUGUGUGCGAUUUAUUUAGGUAUUACUAUAAAAACUUGCAUUAAUUUCUUCUAUCAGGAGGUUUUUACUUCUGCAUCAAGAUGUGUAUUAUAAUAAAUCCCUUUAUUUUUCUUGCAUAAAAUUUAUAUCUUAAAUGCAGUGUUAACUUAUAUUUUAUUUGAAUUAUUUCUUUUUUUUAAUGUUUAAAUCUUUUGCACGGUUAUGAUUCUGCACUGAUACAGAAGCUUUUAAAAUUGUUUAUAAAUGAAUAUUAUUUUAUAUUUCUUAUUCUUACAUGACUGUUUUUAUCUGGAUAAAGGCUAUUGAAGGUUAUUUUAAAAUUCCAUUUUGUGUAAAGCUUAUAUGUAUUUCGUUGUGUAGUUUUUUUUUUCUUUAUUAUUUGUCCAUUUUACUGUUCUCUUUAAUAUUUAUUUCAUUUAUGUUUGCCAGUAUGUGUUCAUUACUUAUAUUAGGUGCCAGUUAUGAUAAAAAUUCACGUGCCUUAUGAAUAACUGCCUUAAUAAAUAUGAAGUAGUGAUUUUUUAAUAUUUUUUUUAAUAAAAUGGUUUUCUUGUAAA
This is a messenger RNA of Parasteatoda tepidariorum (common house spider), 5022 nucleotides long. RefSeq names its product S-phase kinase-associated protein 2 (gene Skp2). Gene Ontology annotation, cellular component: SCF ubiquitin ligase complex. The record is from RefSeq and is a predicted model, not a curated record. Gene Ontology annotation, molecular function: protein binding. NCBI's taxonomy places the organism in Eukaryota, Metazoa, Arthropoda, Arachnida, Araneae, Theridiidae. Gene Ontology annotation, biological process: SCF-dependent proteasomal ubiquitin-dependent protein catabolic process.